Megalopta genalis is the source of this 2077-nucleotide messenger RNA. NCBI's taxonomy places the organism in Eukaryota, Metazoa, Arthropoda, Insecta, Hymenoptera, Halictidae. The record is from RefSeq and is a predicted model, not a curated record.
UUAUUCAGUAUCAGUACUGUUCUCGGCACGUUCGGCGAUCGAGGACGUCAAGGUGACUCCGCUGGUGAAUACACGCGACCGUCGGGAAAAUGAGUCGAUAGAUCGCCGAUCGACCGACUUCCUGUCCGUGCCGCUGCCGCGACGUUUUCAAAAAUCCGUUCUCGCGAAAAUCACCCGUAGUUCUACUGUUUUUGGGACCGUUGGAACCGACACGUCGCACCCAAGUGGUUUACCGGAGAGCCUCCAAGAAAUUGGAAGAAUCGCCCAUCAAAGGUAAAGUAACAUGUCAAGAUGAGGAGAAAAUGCGGCGUCUGCUUUGUUACGCCGAGGCGCCGGAGUAUCUCCAACAUAAUCCCUACAUUUUGAGCGGAUACCGAGGAUACCUCUCUACAAAAUUAUGUUUGGAAAGUAUAUUUUGGUGGACGAAUGAAACAGUAAAUAUAUGGAGCCACAUAUUUGGUUGGAUGUUAUUCCUUGGUUUGACGCUAUACGAUCUUUGUCUACUGAACAUCCACGCCCCGAUGGGCGAUAAAGUUAUCGUAGCUCUUUUAUUAAUCUGUUUUCAGGCUUGCAUGAUAUUGUCGUCGGUGUAUCACACGUUUUCCUGUCGAAGCGAGAAGGAUUACUGGUGUUUCCUUUCGUUUGAUCUCUUCGGCAUCGCUUUGAGCCUCCUGUCGAUAUACAUGUCUGGAGUGUAUUACGCCUUUUGGUGUCACAAGGAAUUGCAGAGGUUCUACUUGAUAACAGUGCUGGCGAUUUUCGUGUUCGCGAUGAUACUUCAAAUACCAAAAUUGAACGUUAACGGGAAUGUUAAGCUAGUCGUAUUUGUCGCUUGGGCGGCUUAUGGAGUCCUGCCAACGCUGCAUUGGAGUAUCGCGAUGGGCGGCAUGGAAAACCCGAUCGUUAGAAUGUUGCUUCCAAGGGUACUAGGGAUGUAUGUCAUUAGUGGUGGAGCGUUCGUUAUUUAUUUGAGCAAAAUACCGGAACGCUUUUGUCCAGGAUGGGUGGACUACGUCGGCUCGUCUCAUCAAUGGUGGCAUGCGUUAGUAGUGUUGGCACUGUAUUAUUGGCACAACACUGGCAUGCUUUACGUGGAAUACAGAAUGAACCAUGGUUGUCCUAGCAACAUCAAAUUAUUAUGACAGACGGAGUCUGACGACCAUUCAGAUCUGGCAUUUAGUAUGUUUCCGUUAGGUAAUGUGUCGUGUCACGUUAUAUCAUAAUUGAAAUUUCAGCACCUGGUUUUCUCAUGGAAUGUGCUUGCGCUAUGGAAUUCAAUGUUUGGUCGUCAGGAUACAACAACAAUCCACCGUUUUCUGCUACCGAAAGCAAAACAACUUGCGCAAUGGACAAUCCAUUAUGGGCGUACGUCCAACAGCGAGUGAUCUAGUUCGAGGCAGUGUGUUAAUUAACGUGAAACUUAUUUAAAAAGAAAGAAACAACAUCAAAGGCGGUAGUUUGAUGAUAUCUCUGUUGUCCUCCUGGCGCGUUCAUAAUGUUUAUUUAUUUUGUAUUUAUAAACUUUGAAUAGAUUUAUUAUGUUUCCUACUCCUAUUUUUGUAUCUCCUGUUCUCCUGCUCAUUUUGCAAUCAACUAUCUCUGUAAACCACACUGUUCCCAUUUUUCUUUUUUGCAAUAUUAAUAGGAAAUAAUUAGAUUUUCAAAUCGUGUUUAACACUCUUUCUCAUAAUUUAGAAAGUAACUAAGAUUUUCUUCAGCUCAACUAGCACACGCACAGAUGUAAGUUAUGUACAGGGUGUUCCAUCUAAGGUCAACUUAAUUUCUGUGCUAUCUUCAUUGACUGUAGUAUGACCUACAAUGACCUCGGGCUCUGAAAUUAGCCAACUAGAACGAAGCCUAUUUUUUAGAUCGCAGUUAGGAAAGACAAUGAGGUGUUUCAGCUGGAACACCCUGUAUACUCUACAACGAAUUUCUUCGAAAAAAUACUGGUUUGUAAAUAGAGCGACUUAGACUGCUGAAUUUUUUCACAAUUUUUAGUAGACAUGACGCAUAUCAAGCAGAAACUGUAGAGAAAUAUUGUUUCUAGAUAUUGUUAAAUAAAAUCGAUUCUUAAAGA